Messenger RNA from Paraphaeosphaeria sporulosa, 6599 nucleotides. RefSeq lists its product as uncharacterized. Gene Ontology annotation, cellular component: cytoplasm; ubiquitin ligase complex. Gene Ontology annotation, molecular function: zinc ion binding; ubiquitin protein ligase activity. The record is from RefSeq and is a predicted model, not a curated record. Lineage: Eukaryota; Fungi; Ascomycota; Dothideomycetes; Pleosporales; Didymosphaeriaceae. The coding region runs from base 171 to 6599 and encodes 2142 amino acids. The transcript is spliced from 3 exons. Gene Ontology annotation, biological process: ubiquitin-dependent protein catabolic process via the N-end rule pathway; protein ubiquitination.
CGCUGCAUGAAUAAACGACCCCACGCUCUGGGGCUCUCACCCACAUACAAAGAAGGCUCUGAACAGCUGCCGAUCCACGGCACGUCCACGCGCAUCGCUCGCCGGAGCCACGACUCCAGCUCCAAACGCCCCGCCGCUUCCCCGCGUUGCCGCCCACCUCGACGCCCACGAUGCUCGUAUCCCUGCAGGAGCAGGAGCUCUGCCGACACCUGCGCGAAUUACCGCGGCGGCACAACUACCGCUAUACCGAAGAUGCUACCCGUGAGCUAAAGCAGAUUCUCUUCGAAUCGCUCGCGGGGCGUGGCGAAUUCCUCCCGCUCUUGUUCCCCAACGGCCCGCCUACCGACCCGGAGCAGCCAUGGAGCUUGCGCGACGCACAGGGCGCCGUAGAGGGUGCGGAAUACACCGAGGCAGCGAGGGGAAAGCCGUGUGGACACAUUUUCAAGAGCGGGGAGGCUACGUACCGGUGCAAGACGUGCACCGCUGACGACACCUGCGUGCUCUGCGCGCGGUGCUUCGACGCCUCAGACCACGACGGACACCAGGUCUAUGUCAGUGUGUCGCCGGGAAACUCGGGGUGUUGCGAUUGCGGAGACGAUGAAGCGUGGGUGCGGCCCGUACACUGCAACAUCCACACGGCUUCGUCGACACCCGAGUCCGACUCGACGUCAGCAGGGAAGGCCAAGGAAGGCUCGGCGCUGCCAGAAGAGCUGCUCGAGAGCAUACGCAUGACCAUAUCACGGACCCUAGACUAUCUCAUCGACGUCUUCUCGUGCUCUCCGGAACAGCUACGACUGCCCAAGACGCAAGAGUCCAUCCUCGAAGAUGAACGCGCCUCGCAGCUGACGGCGAAGUGGUACGGUCCUGGCGACCAGCCAGACGAAAACCAGGAAUUCUGCCUGGUGUUGUGGAAUGACGAAAAGCAUACGGUACAUGAUGUUCGGGACCAGGUCGCGCGGGCAUGCAAGCAGAAGCUGGCAUUCGGGCUUGCCAAAGCCCACGAGGUUAAUGACAUCGGUCGCGCUACGGUCGUUACCAGAGGGAGCAUACCGGACCUCCUAAAGAUGGCUAAAAUAAUCGAGGACAUCAAGCUGACCGUCACCAUUCGGUCAGCACGCGACACGUUCCGAGAGCAUAUGGGCGGUGCUAUUGUCGAAUGGAUUUCCGACAUUGCUGGGUGCAGCGUCGGCGAAGAUAACCAAGUGCUGCGACAGACCGUCUGCGAAGAGCUACUAAAGCCUUGGCGUGUCGGCAGCGAAGCUACCAACCAGAAUAUUGGCAGGAAUGGACUCGAUGAUCACGAGAUGGAGGAUAAAGAAGCCGAAAUGGAAGGAUUCUAUAUCCGCUACUUGACGGCACAACGCCGUGCGCAGAUUGCACAGCUGAACCGCCAACGGACCGGCAAUGACGAAGGUGGUCAAGCUUCGGACGCAGAUGAGGAGGAGGAGGAGGCCGAGAGUGCUGCAGAUACCGGUGACGGCGAAGACGGCAUGGAUAUUGACGAGCCGGAUCGAGACGGCGAUGUGAACAUGGAGCCUGAAGAUCCACUUGCUUUGAUAGUGAGGCUGCCCGUUGGCAACCCUCUCCCGCAAGGCGGCGACCUUACGCCCGCAGAGUCGGAUAGUGAGCCUACGAUAGGAGCUCCUGCUUUGAGUCAUGUGGAGCCAUCGUUGCCUGUUCCAGAGACACCACGGACGAAGUCAUUACCGUUACGGCCUAUGCGGCCUCCUCAGUACUGGCUAGACAAGCCCGAGAACUAUGGAAGGACACCCGGAACACCUGCACAUGAGGAUCUCUGGCAGCGUUUACGUCUCGACCAUCUCAUUCUAUACGACCUCCGAAUGUGGAAGCAGUUACGGAUCGGCGUACGGGACGUUUUCAUCAGCACCGUCGUGACAAUCCCGCAGUUUAAGCGCCUUCUAGGCUUACGGUUCGCAGGCGUGUACACGGCACUGGCUCAACUUUAUCUAAUCGCAGAUCGGGAACCCGACCAUUCAAUCAUCAACCUCUCCCUGCAAAUGCUUACUACCCCGUCGAUAACAGCCGAGAUUGUUGAGCGAGGCAAUUUUCUCACCAAUCUAAUGGCCAUCUUAUAUACAUUCCUCACCACUCGCCAGGUCGGCUACCCAUGGAACGUUGACCCCAAGGCGACACUCGCCUUCGAACAAGGCGCCGUUACCAAUCGUCGCAUGUAUCAUUUCUUUCUGGACAUGAAGUAUCUCCUGGGCUCGGAGCAUGUACAGGGGAGAAUUCGCGAAGAUGAGCGUUAUCUGCUGCAAUUCCUGGAUCUAGUAAAACUUCACCAGGGCAUUUGUCCGAACGUCCGGGCCGUUGGCGAACAUCUGGAGUACGAAACAGAAGCAUGGAUCAGCGCUUCUUUAAUCACACGUGAGAUCAAUAAGCUGUGCCGUCAGUUUUCAGAGGCUUUCGCCUGGAAGCGCGAAGAAGACCCUAGCGACAUUCGUCGAGCUAUUCGGGCAACUGCUAAAGUCGCCAUUAUAAACUCCCUUGGCGCUGAACGGAAUCGCUUCGACCAAGCUGAGCUCAAAAACGAAACGCGGUUCAAGACCUUGGACUGUCUCGAAUUCGAUGCAGAGCCGUCCAGCUUGGUAGGCCCUUCUUAUCGGGUCGUGGACUGUGUCGUAGCACAGGAGCCAAUGAGUUUUCAUCAUGCAUUACAUUACACUGUAUCAUGGCUCAUCGAUCGUGCCCGCGGUAUGCCCAAAGAGCACCUCCUUGGGCUACUACAGUUUUCGCAGGACGAGCUUCAGGAGGGCAACAACCCUGUGGAGACUACCAUUCCCGAGUACCAGCCUGAAGAGUAUCUGCUCGCCUUGUUCGACUUCCCGUUACGAGUGUGUGCUUGGCUUGCUCAGAUGAGAGCGAGUAUCUGGGUCAGAAACGGCAUCACUUUGCGGCAUCAGAUGACGCAGUAUCGUAGCGUCUCUCAACGCGAUGUGUCCUAUCAACGCGAUAUCUUCCUGCUACAGGCAGCUCUGGUUCUGUGCAACCCGUCAGUAUUCUUGGCAAGCAUGGUAGACCGAUUCGGUGUGCUUGGUUGGAUGAGCGGAAAGUACGAGGCCGUCCACCAUGGCUUCGAAGACACACAAGCCAUAGAGGUUGUUGAGGAUUUCGUCCAUCUUCUCAUCAUUUUGCUCAGUGACCGGACAUCACUCAUUCCAUUUGAAGACGACGUGGAACCCCAGAUCGCAUUGAUACGCCGGGACAUAGCGCACGUCUUAUGCUUUAAACCGCUCUCAUACUCGGACAUGACCACUAGGCUCGCAGAACGCGUACAGAAUGCCGAAGAAUUCCAUGAAGUUCUUGACAGCACCACAAAGUUCCGACCGCCGGAGGGUCUCUCUGAUUCUGGGACCUUUGAAUUGAAAGAGGAGUUCGUCGAGCUCAUUGAUCCUUACAUGCAUCAAUACAGCCGCAAUCAACGUGAAGAGGCAGAGACUAUCUACAAGAAUCACAUGGCGAAGAAGACAGGGAAACAAGCUUCUGACAUUGUCUUCGAGCCGAAGUUGCGACCCAUCACAUCUGGGCUUUUCCAAAACCUUUCCGACUUCACUCGCCAGCCAUUAUUCACACAGAUCGUCUACUACUUGCUGGGGUACGGAUUGAUGGCCUCCACUAGUACUCCUAACAUCCCGGCCACUCGCGUCGAGAGCUAUAUCCAAUUUGUCCUACAACUUUUGCUAGUCGCUGUAUUGGAAGACAAGUCAGCGCAGCAUGAAUGGUCGCAGGACUCACCCGAUUCCUUUGUCACUUCUGUGUUGACAAAGCGCGCCAACUUUGGAUUGCCUGAUCAUCCUACCAUCCUCUCCAUCCUUAAGAGCUUGUCGGAGAAGGAUGAAUUCAAGGCUUGCGAACCUAAGAUCAAACUCAUCAUGCACCGCUUGAAGCAACGGCAGCCAAACACGUUCAUCGUCGCGACUGCCGCCCUGAACAUACCUGCUGAGCGAAUGGACACCGCUUCGCCUGCAACAGUUACCCUCCAAGAGAAGGAGUUGAAGAAGAAGCAAGCUCUUGAGCGACAAGCACGCGUCAUGGCAUCUUUCAAAGAGCAGCAAGGCCAGUUCAUGGCGAAUCAAGAUUUCGAUUGGGGCGAGGAAAUCAGCGACAUGGAGGAAGAGAUUGAUCCGUUAGCCACGGGCCGGGAGAAGGUUGAAAAAUACCCCGGCGGAACCUGCAUACUGUGCCAAGAGGAAACAAAUGAACAGCGCCUAUAUGGCUCAUUUGGCUAUGUCUCACGCAGCAAUAUACUGCGGCAGACAAAGACAACUGAUGUAGACUGGGUCGACGAAGUGGUCGAAAACCCAGUUAGUCUUGAUCGUUCCGCUGAAUCGAUCCGCCCCUUUGGCGUCUCGGGCAAGAAUCGCCGCACCGUCGAGAAGGUUACGUCUAAGGGCGAAACGGUCAUUACAGAGCGGCAAGAUCUUGGCAAGGGGUUCCCCCGCGAAUAUACUCGAUCCGGUCCCGUAUCUACGGGCUGUGGUCACAUCAUGCAUUACGCAUGCUUUGAGGUCUAUCUACAGGCGACGCAGCGAAGACAUGUCAGCCAGAUAGCAAGGAAUCACCCGGAGCGGCCCAUGUACAAGGAGUUCAUGUGCCCACUCUGUAAAGCCAUGGGCAACGUCUUCUUGCCAAUCAUCUGGAAGGGAAAGAGAAUAGCCUAUCCAGGAGCUUUGGAGACGGCGUUCACCUUCAACGACUGGAUCGACUCACAACUUAUCAAGACGGCUGCUCAAGCAGACAAGGAUCCUGUAAGUGCAGGAGCCGACGCAAGCAGUCUAUCGCCCUACCAGAAAUCGUUUUUCGACUACGGUAGAGAGACGUUUAUACAACCUCUCGCAAACCGACUUAUGGACGUCAACAGCCCAACGUUCAGCUCGUUGCCUAUCCCGCAGUCGUCUACGCAACCUCGGUUCCAGAUUCCAGCCUUUUUGCAGAACGACGACCCUCGAGAACCAGUUGUGAUUCCUCCGGAACCCAUCGGCGCAUCUGCUAGUGCUGUUUUGGGAGGUUCCGGCGCUGCAUUUCCAAUGCUCGAGCUUGUUAAAGUAUACCUGCGCCUUAAAGAAUCUCUGGCUGUAAACGGAGCCUUCUCUACGUUUGACCACCAGAAACUUGGAGUGUCCGGAGUGUCAGGAGAAGAGCUCUGUAACACCGACGCUUUGGCAGAGGUUCUCGGAUAUUCCAUCUCUUCAGUAGAGAUUGCCCAACGCGGGGUACAGUCAGAUUCUAUGCGAGGAACUCUACUCGACAAGAUUUCACCGCAGUCAUUAACGCACCUCCGUAUCUAUUCCGAAACAGUGUCUUCAUACAUAUCCGUCGGAGGUCUCCGGCCUAGCCACGCUAAUCUUACUUUGAAAGAAGUAUCUCGCAAACGUUUCGAACAUCUCCAUCAGCUUUUCAUCGGCCAUCCAAAAAUCUUCGAACCCGACGACUUACCGUACGAUCUCAAGGACAUCACGCCCUUGUUGAGUCAGGAUCCAUUCAUCUUCUUGAGCCAGUUCUCGAUGUUUGCAGCACCAGAGUUCAACCAAGACAUCCAUCACGUCGUCCGCUUGUGUUACUUAGCCGAGCUCGUGCGUGUCGCGAUCGCCUUCGCUAUUGACCGACCUAACCUAUUCGACGAGUAUGGAAAUGACCGCUUCGUUAACACAGAAAAGGUCAGCAACGGCACAUUUACCUCUGCCGAAUUCGAGAAUAUCCUCAAAUUCGUGGGUAUCGUCCUAAAUAUAUCCCGUCUCAGCAAUUCGCCCGCACCUCUCGACUUCAACAACAUUAGUAUUCCCAACAAAUUCAGGGAUGCAAAAUUCUUGUACAGUUUCUUCACACUGGCGUCGACAUAUGCGCUUCCAUUUGUUCGAAAGGCCGCUAUUCUUAUGCAUGUACGAUACGGUGUCGAACUUCCUCCACUAGCUUUCGACCGGGUGGACGAACCUGAACUUGAGCGCCUGUCGUCGCUUCUAAGGCUUCCAUCUCUCCACGAGAUGUUUGCAUCUUUAUCGAACGACGCUUCCACCGGUCACACCACGCGCUCCGUCGUCGGAGGCUGGCUCCGCCACUUUCUCUGGGCCCGCGAAGGCCACUACAAUCCCGCACCCAUCACCCUCUCCCACCCCUCCAUCUUCGAGCUAGUCGGCCUCCCCAAAAAUUACGACACCCUCACUGACGAAGCCAUCCGGCGGCGCUGCCCCGCAACCGGCCGCGAACUGACCGACCCCGCCCUUUGCCUCUUCUGCGGCGACAUCAUGUGCAGCCAGGGCGUGUGCUGCAUGACGGCGGACUCGCGGGGUGGGUGUAACCAGCACCAGGCCAAGUGCGGGGGCAACAUCGGGCUCUUCAUCCACAUCCGCAAGUGCAUGGUGCUGUUCCUCAACGAGGAGCAUGGCACCUGGUAUACGGCGCCGUAUCUGGAUAAGCAUGGUGAGACGGAUCCGACGCUGAGACGUCACCAUCAGUUAUUUCUGAAUCAGAAGAGGUAUGAUGUGCUGCUCAGGAAAGUGUGGCUUGAGGGGGGUGUACAGAGCUUUAUUGCGAGGAGGUUGGAGGGGGAUAUCAACAACGGGGGGUGGGAGACGCUAUGA